Molecule: messenger RNA, 1711 nt
Organism: Cylicostephanus goldi
Lineage: Eukaryota; Metazoa; Nematoda; Chromadorea; Rhabditida; Strongylidae
Source: the annotation of a GenBank genome assembly
CGUUACCAGCGAAGAGAGAGAUGAAGCUGAUUUCGCACCACCUGUGAUUACCGUACCACCUAAGGAUGUAUCUUUCGCUGUUGGAGCUUCCACGCUAAAAUUGCCCUGUGUUGUCACUGGCGUGCCAAUGGCCACCGUAACCUGGCGCUUUAAUGACAUGGAUAUAACAUCGGAUUCUACCAAAUAUGAUGUGACAAGUGGCGGUUUGAUUAUCAAUGAUCUGAAGAAGUCUGAUAGCGGAAGUUAUAGUUGUAUAGCGAAAAACAGCUAUGGAAUGACAAGCGCGACGGCGAAAGUGAUGGCUACUGGCUCGAAUUUAAUCGAGUACGGUCCUACAAAUCAGAGUGUGGUGAUAGGAACCAAUAUAGUGAUACCUUGUGAAGUUAGCCCGGACUAUGAAGCUAGCGCGAAUGUCGUUUGGUACAUGAAUGAUGAGCAGAUUCCGUCAACGGGAAAUCCAAGUUUACGUCUUACGAACAAAAAAGGUGGCCUACUGAUACAGCAAGUGGGUCCGGAUAACAUUGGAGAGUACCGAUGUACUGUAUCAGUUGAUGGAAGAGAAGAAAGCGCUUCUGCUUUUUUGAGGAUCAUUGAACGACCACAAAUGCCUACAUUCGUGCGUGCUGAACUCAUCAACACCACAGUUCCUGCAAAAAUCCGCGUUUCCUGGGUUGAAGGAUUUGAUGGAAAUUCACCCAUAAUCAAGCAUGCCGUUGAAAUGCGAACCGUGGGUCCCACACAGUUGUGGAGUGACUGGGAAGUCGUUGUUGACAAUGUUCCUAGUAAUGUCACGAUGCCGCAGCAACCACCAGCGGCUGCACCACGCAAUGUGGCAGCAUCGGCGAGGUCAGCGAACAGUAUCAUAGUGCAAUGGCAACAACCACAGGAAGAACAAUGGAGCGGCGAUAUAUUGGGUUACAUUGUUCGCUAUCGCCUUGCUGGUUACACGCUACCAUGGAUAGAGAAGAAUGUGACUACAAAAGAUGCAAGAAACACGGCUAUCGAUCAGCUGAUCACAUGGAGAGAGUACGAAAUUCAAGUGGCGGCCUAUAACCAUAGGGGAUUGGGUGUUUUUAGUAAAAGCAUCGAUGUGACUACAGCUGAAGGAGUACCCACUCAAUCACCGAGAAAUGUAAUAGCGAAUGUGUUGAACUCAACUGCUGUACAAAUUAGAUUCACUGCUCCUGAUCAGCAGCGGAUUCCUGGUGUUAAUCUCGGUUACAAGGUGGAGUUCUGGAAAGGUGUCCCACAAAAAGGUGUACUGUAUCGUCAAGUUAUGGUAGAUCCAACAUCGAAAGAUCUUGUAGUGGUUGUCGAAGGGUUGGAGAAGUAUGGGCAUUACAAUGUGACAGUUCUUUGCUAUACUUCACCUGGAGAUGGUCCAAGAAGUACUCCUGUAUCUGUGGUUACCGACGAGGAUAUUCCAGGACCUGUUAGUGGACUGAGCAUAGCUGAGGUAAUGUUCAAUGGUGCAGUGGUUGCAUGGGAUCUACCGGAACAUCCAAAUGGCAUUAUCACGAGAUUCGUGGUGCGGUAUUGGAACGAUGCUUUCCCUAAUGACGUCACGGUACAAGAAUUUGACGGUACACAAAGGAACCUCACUAUUGAGGGUCUUAGCCCGUCCACUCAUUACACGGUGGACAUCAUGGCAUCUACGAUCAAAGGUGAUGGCCCACGAGAAGAAACGAAAUUCGAAUCUGGAGUGCCACCA